This is a messenger RNA of Malania oleifera, 1325 nucleotides long. Its product is annotated as non-functional NADPH-dependent codeinone reductase 2-like. Gene Ontology annotation, cellular component: cytosol. Lineage: Eukaryota; Viridiplantae; Streptophyta; Magnoliopsida; Santalales; Ximeniaceae. The record is from RefSeq and is a predicted model, not a curated record. The transcript is spliced from 4 exons. Gene Ontology annotation, molecular function: aldose reductase (NADPH) activity. The coding region runs from base 147 to 1127 and encodes 326 amino acids.
AUAUUAUCUUUUUCAAUUUUUUUUUUAAAAGGAUAAUGCAUGAAGAAUAUGUGGUAUGUGGCUCUUGUCACUGCGGAAUAUGCCUCAAUCGAUCCUUGCAUAAAUCGAUUUUAGGUGUUUUCCAUGAGCAAGAUAUGAACAUUUAAAUGGAAUGUAGCAGUGAAAUUAUUCCGGUGACGCACCUGAGUGUUUCGCAGACGGCUAAAUCGAUUCCCCUUGUAGGCUUCGGCACCGCCGAGUACCCUUUUGCCGCAUCCGAUGUGAAAGUGAAACAAUCCAUUCUGCAAGCCAUCGAAGUCGGCUACCGUCACUUCGACACAGCCGCUCUUUACCUCUCCGAGAAGCCCCUUGGCGAUGCUGUCGCCCAAGCAUUGAGUCUCGGGCUCAUCCAAUCGCGCCACGAUCUCUUCAUAACUUCUAAGCUUUGGUGUGCCGAUGCUCACUCCGAUUGCGUCCUCCCCGCUCUUCGCAACUCUCUCAAGAAUCUUGGAAUGGAGUACAUUGAUCUGUUUCUAAUUCAUUGGCCGGUGAGCCUGAAGCCGGGAAAACAGGGGGUGCCUAUGACGAAAGAGGAUCUGCUUCCUAUGGAUUUGGGGUCUGUUUGGGCGGCGAUGGAGGAAUGCCAGGAGCUUGGCCUCGCAAAAUCGAUCGGAGUAAGCAAUUUCACAUGCAAGAAGCUAGAGGAGUUGCUUUCCUUUGCGAGGAUUCCUCCGGCCGUUAAUCAAGUGGAAAUGAACCCGGCUUGGCAGCAGAAGAAGCUGCGGGAGUACUGCGAGGCGAAAGGUAUCCAUAUCACGGCUUUCUCGCCGCUGGGUGCGAAAGGGAAGCCUUGGGGGAACCAAGUGGUGGACAACCAGGUAUUGGCAGGAAUUGCUGAGCAUAAGGGGAAGUCUGUUGCCCAGGUUUGCCUGAGAUGGGUGCAUGAGCAAGGGGUGAGUCUUGUGGUAAAGAGUUUUAACGAGGAGAGGAUGAAGGAGAAUCUGAAGAUAUUUGAUUGGGAGCUGAGCCCAGAAGAGUUGGAGAAGAUUAAUCAAAUUCCACAGCAUAGAGGCACUCUGGGAGAGGGGUUUGUAUCAGAAAAUGGCCCUUACAAGACUCUCAUGGAGCUCUGGGAUGGGGAGACUUAGUGAAUCCAAUAUAUGAAGAUAUGGGAAACCCAUAUAUGUUUUAUGUAAAUAUUUGUGAUGUUAUGAGAUUUUUAUGUGGAGAUGAUGAAAAGUAGAAUAUAGAAUUGUUUUAUAAAGGAAUGAUGAAAUGUGAUAUACAGUUGUGUAUUUUACUGGAAAAUAAUGAAAUGUGAUAUAAAGAUAUGUUUUUUUGAGAAA